This is a messenger RNA of Metarhizium album ARSEF 1941, 3309 nucleotides long. Its product is annotated as SNF2-related protein. Bases 1 to 3309 code for a protein of 1102 amino acids. Gene Ontology annotation, molecular function: ATP-dependent chromatin remodeler activity; ATP binding. The transcript has 2 exons. Gene Ontology annotation, cellular component: cytoplasm. The record is from RefSeq and is a predicted model, not a curated record. Lineage: Eukaryota; Fungi; Ascomycota; Sordariomycetes; Hypocreales; Clavicipitaceae.
AUGACCGCCAAUGACCGCCAGAAGCCGGGCGCAGGUUUCGCAUUUAAGCCCCGGAACACCAUUGCCUCCUGGGAGAAGCCCGGGGUCCCCAACUCCUCCUCCCAGCAGCGUCCGACACCAACCAGUUUUGACGCGGCUUCGCGGCUCCGAGGUGCAAGCGCCAUGGCUGACGAACGACGGCCCGCCGACGAGCAGGAGCAGACUCGUGCCAAGAGGGAACCGUCUCCGGACGACUUUGAUGCGGUUUUCCAACAGCUGCAGCGCGGAUUUGGGUCGGUCAAGCCCCAGCAUACUCGGGGCGUAGACCUGUUGAGUAUUGCUGGAAACGCGAGUGCCGGUGGACCUACUCCUGGCCACCCGACGAAAAUUCUGUCGUCUCGCAAGCAGAAGGCGGACGUUUUCAUCCACCAAAAGAGCCGCCCGGAGCACCACCUCGGGGGCACCAGGAUGCCCGGCCCCAAACCGCCUGCUUAUCAAGACCGCAGGCCUCCGCCGAUGCCCGUCUUCGAGUCCGGCGGCCCGUCGAGGUCGAGGCCUGGCUAUGCCGACCAAGUGUUCUACACUGACCCGAGGAAGGCGAGCGAAGACCUCAAGGCCCUGUUGGAAGGCGGCAUGGAGGAUGACGAAGAGGAACAAGAGUCAGAGGAUGUCGCAGCCUCGCAACCGUCGCAAUUGCCGCCACAAGGCCCUCAGAGCCACGAUCAAGGCCAAGGCGGACGAAUACCAACUCCGAUACAAAAGGCCAAGAGGGAAAGCCCUAUCGGUAAGGAUGGCACGGUCAAGGGCCUCAAGGUGAAGCUGUUGCCUCAUCAAGUCGAGGGUGUGGAGUGGAUGAGAGGCCGUGAGCUUGGGCCCGUGAAGCGCGGCAAGGUGCCCAAAGGCGGGCUUCUAGCCGACGACAUGGGACUUGGAAAGACGCUGCAGAGCGUGUCGCUCAUCGUGACCAAUCAAAAGCCCUCAAAGGACGGCACAGGGUGGAAGAAGCAUUUUGAGGGCCUUGAGAAGACGACACUGGUUGUCGCCCCCUUGGCUCUGAUUCGACAAUGGGAACAUGAAAUCAACGACAAGGUCGAGAAGUCCCAUGGACUCAAGGUUCUGGUUCACCAUGGGCCUCAGAGAACAAAGGACUUCAAGAAACUGGCGCUGUACGACGUCGUCAUCACUACCUUUCAGAUUUUGGUCUCAGAACAUGGCCGCUCGUCGGAUGCUGAAAACGGCGUCAAAGCUGGCUGCUUUGGACUGCGGUGGUGGCGAGUCAUUCUGGACGAGGCCCAUAGCAUCAAGAAUCGCAACGCCAAGGCCACCAAGGCAUGUUAUGCACUGCGUUCCGAAUACCGCUGGUGUCUGUCCGGAACUCCCAUGCAGAACAACCUGGAUGAGCUGCAGUCGUUGAUCAAAUUCCUUCGUAUCAGUCCUUACGACGACCUGAAACAGUGGAGGGAACACAUCGACCAGCCCAUGAAGAAUGGCAAAGGUCACAUUGCCAUUCGCCGACUGCACAGUCUUCUCCGGUGCUUCAUGAAGAGGCGCACCAAGGAGAUCCUGAAGAAGGACGGUGCGUUGAACCCUGGUGGCGAACCGAGCGCCGCUGGCGAGUCUUCGACGACGGGCUUCAGGCACACAGAGCGCAAAGUGGUCACCGUCUCUGCCAAACUGACUCCUGCCGAGAGAAAAUUCUACGACCGGCUCGAGGCUCGUGCGGACAAGAGCAUGGAGGCCAUGAUGCAAAACAAACUCAGCUACGCAAACGCCUUUACCCUCCUCUUGCGGCUUCGUCAAGCCUGCAAUCACCCUAAAUUGGUGGAGGGCAAGCUGGAGAGAGACAGGGACGCCCUCUCCACCGGUUCCAGUCAAAAGUCGCAGGACAUCGACAUGAAUGCCGUUGCUGAUAUGUUUGCGGGAAUGGGUAUUGUUACCAAGACAUGUUCGAUAUGUGGCAGGGAACUGACCUCGGACGAUACUACGCUGGGUCGCGACAACUGCGCAGAAUGCCAUGACGAUUUGGAGUAUUUCAAGAACCAUGGGGAGCUUCAAGCGCAGAGGCCAAAGAGAUCAAGAAGAAAGAAGAGCAAGGGGUCAAAAGGAAAGAAGGCGGCCAAAGCCAAGGGCGAGGAGCAAGAACAAGACCAACCAAGACAGCGCACUCGGCGACCACGGAAUAGAAAUGCCGUUGUAGACAGCGACGACGAUGAGGAAGAAGGUGACGGAAGCUGGCUUGUGCCCGAAGGCGAACGCGGCGACACGCACUUGGGCAAGGCCGGGGGCGAGGAGGAUGAGAAUGCCGAGGGUGGUGGUGACUGGGUCGGAUCAGAAGAUUCGGAAGAGGACGCGGACGACACAAAUGAAAGCAAUCUGAGUGGAUUCGUCGUGGACGACGAGACAGCCAAGAGAGAGGACGGUCACCAGUCCGUUGACGGAGCGGCUCAAGACGACUCGCUCUUGUCCGUCGACGCUCUGACACACGCCAUGGCGUCGCAGACGCUGUCGGACGACAAGCCAAAGCCCGCGACCUCUGGGCCGUGUGCUGAAUCCGCCUCGGGAGACGACGACGAGGCCUCCGAGUCUGGCGCAUCAGAAUCAGAAUCACCACACUCCUCCGAGGACGACCACGACAGCGACGGACAGCUCCGCUCCGGCAAGCAAACUCGGGUCGUCGCAUCAGCCAAGAUCCGCGAGGUGAUCAAGAUCCUGCACGCCGAGGCCAGGGAGCACAAGUUCAUCGUCUUUUCCCAGUUCACAUCCAUGUUGGACCUCGUCGAGCCGUUCCUCGACAAAGGCGGCUUCGAAUACGUCCGCUACGACGGCAGCAUGAGGAACGACGAUCGCGAAGAGAGUCUCCGCCGGCUGCGCGAGGACCACCGCACGAGGGUUCUGCUCUGCAGCCUCAAGUGCGGCAGCCUCGGGCUGAACCUGACGGCCGCGACGCGCGUCAUCAUCGUCGAGCCGUUCUGGAACCCGUUCGUCGAGGAGCAAGCAAUCGACCGCGUGCACCGCCUCACGCAGACCGUCGACGUGGUCGUGUACAAGAUCACGGUGGCGGACACCGUUGAGGAGCGAAUCAUUGAUUUGCAGGAUAAAAAGCGCGAGUUGGCGGAGCAGACCAUCGAGGGCGGCGCCAAGAAGGAGGCCAUGAAGCUGGGCAUCAACGAGAUCAUAGACUUGUUCAAGCCUGGCGGGCAGCACCAGGACGUCAGGCCGGGGCCGCCGUUGCAGGACACCAAGGGAGCUGCUGCGGAGCGCGCAGGCGGGGGCUUGGUGAGGCGGAAGCCUGUGCGGGAGGAGAGUGCUGUGUUUGGGAGGAGGUGGUGA